Messenger RNA from Aethina tumida (small hive beetle), 1233 nucleotides. RefSeq lists its product as uncharacterized. The transcript is spliced from 7 exons. The coding region runs from base 181 to 720 and encodes 179 amino acids. The record is from RefSeq and is a predicted model, not a curated record. NCBI's taxonomy places the organism in Eukaryota, Metazoa, Arthropoda, Insecta, Coleoptera, Nitidulidae.
ACAACGAAAACAAGUUCCCAGAAAGUUGGUUUGCAGAAUGGCCACCCUGGCGCGCACUGCAAAUGUUGUUCAGUUAAGAGACAAAAACAUAUUUAUUAUAGUGUGUGACAAACGUAACGUUAAUUAUACAAACUAUUAUUAUUAUUAACCUAUUAUUUCCGACGAAAACUUUGUUACAAAAUGUCUAAGAAGAAAGAGUCCGAUUUACCGGACUUAAAAUUUUUAAGAAGAGAAUUUAAAAAAUACCAACAUAGCUGUUUAAUCUGUAACAGUCGAACUCCUCCUUUGUGUUUUAGGUUAAAUAAUGAAAGUAAUAAUAUAUCAGAACUACAAUUGAAGAUGCAAGUUGGAAAAUUACCAGUUUAUUGUUGGACAUGUGCAUGUAAUAAAAUUAAAUUACCCAUUGUUAUUAGUCUGGAAUCUGAUUCGGAGACAGAAAAAGAAAAUAGAGUUUCUGACAAUGAGACUGCUGAUAAUGGUUAUAUAGAAAAAACAUCAGCAAUCCCCACAACCAUUCAAGGAGGUCCAUCAACUGCAGCUAUACCCACAGAACUACACGUGUCAGCACCAAAUGUGAAUGAAUCUCUACAAAGCGAAUUUUUAGAAGUUGACGCUCACUCCACUCCCUUCUCUGUUAGGAAAUAUAAAAAAAAGAAUACCAGGGUUGCUACUAGACGAUCUGGAAGGGUUUCCAAAAAAACACCACCUGCAUUAUUAUAAGAGCCACCAAGAAGGAAGCAGUUGAGCAAGAAACUGGAAAAGGUAGAUUAAAGUACCAUGUAAUUAAAAAUGAUUGAAAUUUUAUAAUAAUUAUAUAUAUUAUAAUUUUGCUUUAAAAUUGAAUUUAACACUUUUAUAUCAAUAUAUGUGACACCAAAGUAUAGGAAAACACCUAAAGCCAUUAAAACGGCCAUUAUUUUACUGCUAACCAUUUAUUGCUUAACAGAAAUAAUAAGACUUACUAAAAUGUAUUUUUAUUUUAAAUUAGUAAAUUAGUUCACGAAGAUAUACUGACCUUUUUAUUGAUAUUUUUUUAUAUAUUAAUUUCAAAUUUAGAAUUACAUUUCGAUUUUCUUCUUUUUAUUUUAAGAAUUUUGUUUCUUUUUUCUAUUAAGAGACGUAUGUUUUCCAGAUGGUUUCCCCUCAUCACCAAUAAGAAUUACUCACUCAUUACCUGGUGUCACAUUUAGAGUAUUAUUUAAUUUUCAACAUGAUACUUUAAUUUAAUCUAAA